GUACAGUUACCGUGAAUGUACACAGCGUGCGCCAUGCAAGAAAAUUUGUUAAUGUUUUGAUCAAUCGCUACAGGGUUCGCCUACAGCUAGACACCGGCUCCGCAAUAACUGUCAUUGGACGAAAAAUUUGGCAGCAGCUUGAUGAGCCAACAUUGAGACCGGUAGAAGUCCAUGCGAGAACAGCGCCUGGUUCGCACCUUCAGCUGGAUGGUGAAUUUUGUGCUCAGUGACGUUGCGAAGGCCACGGCAUCCGACCCGGUGCUGCGAUAAGUAUACAACUACAUCAUGGAUGGGUGGCCCCAAAACAUCACCUACGCUACAGAAUUGGCUUGCUUCUACCACAGAGGCGAGGCCCUCACCACGGUCCGAGGUUGCAUUCUGUUCGGGGAAAGGGUGGUAAUCCCAACCAAACUUCAGCAGCGGUGCCUAAAACAGCUGCAUGAAGGGCACCCAGGAAUCCAGAGAAUGAAAUCCAUAGCUCGGAGUUAUGUGUAUUGGCCGUCAAUAGACGGAGAUGUAGUAGGCUAAGUUAAAACAUGCCAUGCUUGCGCGAUAGCGUCAAAGUCCUCGCCACGCGAGAUACCGAUGUCCUGGCCGAGGACAAAGAAGCCGUGGCAGCGCAUUCACAUCGAUUUCGCCGGGCCGAUCGAAGGUGAUUACUUUUUGAUAGCGGUAGAUGCGCACACGAAGUGGCCAGAAGUGGUAAAAAUGCGAACAACAACAACCAGAGCAACCAUCGCAGUACUAAGAAGCAUUUUCGCGAGAUUCGGAUACCCAGAAACACUGGUCAGCGAUAAUGGGCCGCAAUUCGUCAGUACUGAAUUUUCAGCGUAUUGCUGCAGUCGUGGUAUUCAGCACAUCACAACGGCGCCAUUUCAUCCCCAGUCAAACGGGCAGGCCGAGCGCUUCGUAGACACUUUCAAGACGUCAACAAGGAAGAUUGAGGAAGGCGGAGCAACUCGUGAAGAAGCUCUUGACAUAUUUUUAGAAACCUACCGUACGACUCCCAAUCCGGUGCUAGAGAAUAAACAAUCGCCAGCGGAAGCUAUGCUUGGGCGAAAAGUUCGAACGGCUCUGGAAUUGCUAAAACCUCCUCUUGCGGCACGAGAUGAACCGGCAGUUUUAGUUCAUAAACGUUUUCAGCGUGGUGACCGCGUUUAUGCAAAGCUGUUUGUGCGGAACUCGUGGAAAUGGGUGUCUGCACGAGUAAAACGGGAGCUUGGCAGCGUAAUGUACGAAGUGGAGACGGAUGGUUUUCGGGUACAUCGUCGACACGUAAACCAGCUACGGAGGCGUGAUUCACUUAGCGUGCGUGAAUCAAGCAAUAAUUCUGAAGAGCCAAGUCGUUUACCGCUAGACAUUUUAAUGGGCAGAGCAACAGCGGAAACGGUUGUUUCACCAACGGAGCAGCAAAGUAACACAUCCCCUGCACAGCCGUCCCUGAGUCCAGUCCCUUUGGCAGUCCAAAGACGUCAGCAGCCGAUACGAUCGCUACGCCGAUCUUCUAGAGAUAGAAGGCUCCCGCGUCGGUUCGAUGGGUAUCGUCUUUGUUAAACAGGGGGAGAUGUUGUGAGCUAACCUGGACCGGAUGGGUUGCUACUAGUAACUCACCGUUGGUGCGUGAGUGAUCAUCGGUUGAUGUGUGCGUGCAAUCCACCCGGGUCAUCGUUUGCGCGGUCAACGGGGUCGACCGGCGAACACGCCGGCACUUGGCAACUGGCAAUUAAGGAUAGCGCACGGAAAGGGAACGGCGGGAAACAGUCUUCGUCUUUUUACGUUAGAAUAACGUCUUUUAGGUUAAUAUAGUUAUAUGUUCGUUUAUGUUACAAACGCGUGUACCUCUCUGUGUAAUAACAACCGAAGAAAGAAAGGAACAUAUCAAUUGCGAAAAUAACAACGAGAAACCCGAGUUGUACCCUUGUAAACUACGCGCUACGACCAAAACGACAAUUGUCAACAAAGCAUCCAUAGCAUACUGCGAUAUUUGGUACACCGAAGGUUAGUUGUACCAAUUAUGGACGUACAGGAAAAAGGCAUAUUUUC
This is a messenger RNA of Anopheles merus, 2043 nucleotides long. RefSeq lists its product as uncharacterized. Gene Ontology annotation, molecular function: nucleic acid binding. Lineage: Eukaryota; Metazoa; Arthropoda; Insecta; Diptera; Culicidae. The coding region runs from base 586 to 1554 and encodes 322 amino acids. The record is from RefSeq and is a predicted model, not a curated record. The transcript has 2 exons. Gene Ontology annotation, biological process: DNA integration.